Molecule: messenger RNA, 3888 nt
Organism: Brugia pahangi
Lineage: Eukaryota; Metazoa; Nematoda; Chromadorea; Rhabditida; Onchocercidae
Source: the annotation of a GenBank genome assembly
AUGGGUACUGGAAACGAUACGUCAAAAAAGGAAGCAAUUAUCCGUUUACGAAGUCAACCGUGGAGUAUGAAGCGGAAAAGACGUGCCCUAAAAGUAGCAAGACGAUAUCUAAAACGUCAACAAUCAAAAGUAUCACGAUGGCAUCUGUAUAAAGUAGAAGCAACCAGGCAAUGGACAGCAUUUGGCCGUUGGUGUAGUAAUAUGAAAAUUUAUUUAAUACCAUGGGAAGCAAAAAUUAAAACAAUCGAGAGUCAUUAUGGUUCUGUAGUUUCAUCUUAUUUUACAUUCUUACGAUGGAUUCUUAGUGUAAACAUUACUAUGACAAUAAUAAUGAUGUUGUUUGUUACCAUUCCAGAGUGGUUAGCAGAUUCUCGAGGUGGCCCAGAACGAUUUAAUCGAACGUAUCAUAUUAAAGUUAUGAAAGAGAAAGAUAUACCACGAGCUGAUGAGUUGAAUACUGUUCUUGAUUUUAAAGGCUAUUUCGAGUAUUCAUUGUUAUUUUAUGGCUACUAUAGCAGUGAAACAUAUUUCGGUGAUACGGUGCAAUACAGUGUACCUGUUGCAUAUUUUAUUGUAAAUUUAUUUAUUCUCGGUUACAGUUUUUUAUUAUUUUACAAAAGAAUGUUUUUCAGGAUGGCAUCAAAUGCUCGACAAAGUAAGCUUUCCGGUGGUAAAGCGGAGCAAUAUGUAUUUAACUGGAAAUUAUUUGCCGGUUGGGAUUACUCAAUCGGAAAUGCGGAAACUGCUUCGAACUUUGUAAUGGCUAAUGUUAACAAAUUUCGAGAAAUAAUUGCUGAAUACAAUGUAAACCGUACAAAAAAAUUCGACUUUCUUCAAUUUACUCUUCGUGUCUUAGCAAAUAUAUUAGUGUUUGCGAUGCAAGCUGGAUCAGUAUGGGCUAUUCUUGCUGUUAGUCAAAUUACAACAAAAACAAGUUUCAUACAGCGGAAUGCUGUAUCAAUAACGGUCUCAUUUAUCACUUUAACAUUUCCAAAUUUUUUCGAUCUCAUCAGUAAAAUGGAACGUUAUCAUCCACGAACUGCUCUUCGACUACAAUUAGGAAGGGUUUUAUUCCUCUACAUAUUGAAUUAUUAUACUCUUAUUAUUUCAUUGAUGUUUAUGUUGAAUACAAUGGAAAGUCAACGAAACGUUGGUGAACGUCUUAUUCCGGUUGCACAGUAUUCUUCCGAUUAUCAUCAUAAUAAGGCACCGGUUUACAACACUUCCUAUAAUCAAUUUAUUAAACAACGAAGUGGUCGUCAAGUGGUAUUCGAUUUUCCAUCUGUUGCGUCAUCACUUUUCAAUCGUAGUAAAUUCAUUGACAUUCCAACAACGCCAUCUCCUGGCAAAUCAUGGACAACUGUUUUUCCAAACUUUGGUCCACUUGGUAUCACAAAUCCAAAAGCUGUUGUAAGUGAAAAUCGACGUGGUAUUAUGAAUGCAAGUACGUUUGUUGCAUAUCCAAUUGCAGCUCGUUUGUCCACGGAUUGGUAUGAGGAAUGUUGGGAAAAUCUUAUCGGAGAGGAAAUAACAAAAUUGGUGACAACUGAUUUGGUGAUGACAAUUGCAUCCAUUUUGGUGAUCGAUUUUUUUCGAGCUCUUUGGGUUCGAUACACCAAUAUUUGGUGGUUUUGGAAUUUGGAAACAACAUUUCCAGAAUAUGGUGAAUUUAAAGUUGCUGAAAAUGUGUUACAUUUGGUAAAUAAUCAAGGAAUGAUAUGGUUGGGUUUAUUUUUUGUUCCUAUGCUACCAGCAAUUAAUAAUAUUAAAUUAAUUAUUCUAAUGUAUAUUCGAGGUUGGGCUGUGAUGACUUGUAAUGUGCCAGCUCGGCAAAUAUUUCGUGCUUCCAGGUCAAGUAAUUUUUAUUUAAUGCUAUUAUUACUUAUGUUAUUUCUUUGUACACUUCCGGUUGGUUAUGUAAUCGCUUCAAAAAAACCAUCUAAAAUUUGCGGUCCAUUUGGAAGUCAAGAACGUUUCUAUAGUGUAAUUGUUCAAUUGCUUGAUCGUAAUUUAACAAAAGGUCUUGUUGAUGCGAUCAGAUAUAUGAUAUCACCGGGUAUUGUUAUUCCAGUUUUAUUACUUCUUCUUUUAACAAUAUAUUUCCUUUUUGCUCUGGUACGUGGUUUACGUGAAGCAAAUACGGAUCUCACCAAGCAAUUAUUACAUGAAAGAACAGAAGAAAAAAAACGAAUUUUCGAAUUGGCUGGUGGUGGAAAGAAACGUCAAAUUUCUAAUAAUCAAGAAAUUCAACAUUCUUCUUUAAUUGCCAGUGAUAGUAAUAAUACAACAAAUAAAACUAAUAAUAUUUUGGAGGAUGAAAUUUUAUCAGAUAAAUCGCAUAAAAGAAGUAAUAAGGAUUUACACAGUUAUGUUCCCUCAUUAAAAAGUGUUAGCGAAGCGGAACAUUCGGAAUCAGAAGAGGAAGAACCGGAACAGAAACUGAAAAAACAUCAAAAAGACGAUGAAAAAAACGAAAUGAUUGAAGUGAAACGUGGUUGGAAGCAAAAAAUUAUAACUUGGCUUGGUUUAAAUAAAAAUUCCAAUAGAGCAAGAAAAAAUCGUCUACGAUAUAAUCAAAAUGAUAUUGAAUCCGGAAAUGAAUCAUUCAUAUGUGCCAGAAAAUCAGCAACAUCGGAUGACCAACGUUCGAUGACAUCCAUUACCGAAUCAUGUUUACAUAGCUGUCCUUCAUCAGAAAAAUUAAUUGGAGAAGAUGAUAAUGAAAUAAAAAGUAAUCGAAACGGUUUUUUCACUACUAAAAAUAAUGGAAAGCAAAUUAAAAAGCAAAUGGUAUUAGAAGAUUUAUCAGUACCACAGUAUCACGAAACUUUAAUGGAACAGACUGUCUCAUUAAUUAAACCUGCAAAUGAUAAUGACAGUCAUCAAAUCCAAGAUCAACAAAAUCAAAAUCAUAAAUCAUUUGCAAACGAUGAUUCAUUCCAUCAAUCAUCAAAAGAAGUUGAAAAUCGAGAAUAUGAUGAUACGUCAAAUGUAUCAGAUCCACGCUUCUCGUACGCCGAUCCAUACAGUAGUUAUGCAAAUGCAAUGAUGUCACCAUUAAUGGAAAUGCAAACAUUAUCACCGACAAUAUAUUCUGAAAGUGAAAUAGAAGCAGAAGAUGAAUUUAAUGAUAUUACUGGUACUCUAAAAUUGGAAGAACAUAAUAGGAACGACGAAGAAAAUAGAUAUGGCAAAUUAAAAUCAGAUGUAAGACAAAAAGUAGGACAAGAUGAAAUUGCCCAAGAAUUGAAGCCAAAUGAUACAAGUAUUGUUGUGCAUCCGGAAAUACAUAUUUCGGCAGCGACAUCCGAUACUAAUACGGAAUGUAAAAAGAAAUUAAAUGAUGGAAAUCGAAAUUUGCCAAUGAGUAAAAUCAAUCCGCAAAUUAAAUUGGGUAAAGUGGAAGCACGAGUUUUUCUUCAUGAAGCAAAACCGAAAUGGCAUAAUUCGGAAGUGCUAGAAAGACCUCAGUUAUCAAGUGAUUCAGAAUCUCGAAUGGUUGUUGUUGAUGAUGAUCCAAGAUUGUACUAUACUGAUUCAGAAUGUGUCACAUCACAUGGAAAGCAUUUCCAAAGGCACAAAAAACCAAUCCAUUAUGCAAUACCAUAUUAUGCACGAGCAUCAAAUACUCAGGAAGCUGUUCAAACUGAUACCUUAUUGCAGCAAUUUUUGAUGCGAGUAAAUAUUAGUGAAGAUCGUUCCGGUAUACUGCCGAAUCGUCCACCACUAUCCCAUCAAUCUUUGCCAUUAUCAUCGUUAUCAACAUCAAAACAACAUCCGACACAUGCGACACAAUCUACAAUGAAUGAAGUUCAACAUACCUUAAAUCGACGACAGUUGUCACCUAGUGAAACAACUCGAAUUCAUUGUAAACAUACUCUUGUAUAG